This is a messenger RNA of Petromyzon marinus (sea lamprey), 23701 nucleotides long. RefSeq lists its product as uncharacterized. The record is from RefSeq and is a predicted model, not a curated record. Lineage: Eukaryota; Metazoa; Chordata; Hyperoartia; Petromyzontiformes; Petromyzontidae. Gene Ontology annotation, molecular function: structural constituent of cytoskeleton; cadherin binding; structural constituent of muscle. Gene Ontology annotation, biological process: wound healing; hemidesmosome assembly; intermediate filament cytoskeleton organization. Gene Ontology annotation, cellular component: sarcolemma; cytoplasm; perinuclear region of cytoplasm.
UGCUCAGACUAAACUGUGGUCUGGUGGUGGUAGGUUUCCUUAGGUUUCACGCAUUCCUGAGCAAUUGCGGAGACAUUGCAUCGUCAGGCGUGUACAGUCCUGGUUGUCAGCCUGGGCUGUCACAAGCCGUUUGAAUGGAUCGCAGCAGAUGCCACUCCCAGCAGUUUGUUGUCGCUCGUAGUCAGAACUUUUGAGGGUUCGGUGUUUGAAUGCAGGCGCCGUUUUGUUUGAAAAGUUGGUUUUGAAAGAGCUGGCGAGGCAUUUAAAGCGGUGCUGAAGUUUUCAUUGACGAAGUACAAGUUUUAAAGAGGGAUUUUUUUUUUAUAAUAAAUAAACUUCCCCGACCAAGAAGCAUAAGCGACACAAAUUUCACCCACGCUAAAUUCCACCGACAUUCAUUGUUCCCAAAAUUCAACAUUUUCUACCGAAACAAACGUUGAUUUUUUUUUUAUUUUGAGAAACCCAGCAAUUGCUUUUCGGUUCAUUGGCUCCAGCAACUCAAACCAUCUCAUUCAACAUGGCUGCUGGAAUGCUCAUGCCUUUGGACAAGCUGAGGUCCAUCUACGAGGCCCUCUUCCGCGAUGGGGUCAUGGUGGCCAAGAAGGACCGCCGGCCCGACAGCAUCCACCAGGAGCUCGUCGGGGUCACCAACCUCCAGGUGUCGCGCGCCAUGGCCUCGCUCAAGUCGCGCGGCUUCGUGCGGGAGACCUUCACUUGGCGCCACCACUACUGGUACCUGUCCAACGAGGGCAUCGGUUACCUGCGAGACUACCUGCACCUGCCGCCCGAGAUCGUGCCCGUGACGCUACACCGCGUCCGUCAGCCGCUGCCGGCCUCCCUCCCGGGCCGUCGGCCGCAGACCGGGCCGCUGGGCGCUGGACGGGGACGGGGCACGGCCAGAGCCUACGGAGGGGACGACCGCGAGAACUACCGCUCGGGCACGCAGGCCCAAGCGCAGGCAAGGGCCAUCCCCGAGGGGAAGGACGGAGGGGCGAGCGUGAGGAAGGUGGAGAGCGCCGGGCUCGGCUCCGCGCAGAGCUUUGAGUUCCGGGGCGGCUACGUACGCCCGAGCCGUGCCAGCCUGCCACCCGCAAAGGCGGUGGAGGACGAUGAUGAGCGUGAGCGCGUGCAGAAGAAGACCUUCACAAAGUGGGUCAACAGCCACCUGGUCAAGUCCAAGCGACAGGUGAACGACCUGUACGAAGACCUGCGCGAUGGACACAACCUCAUCUCGCUGCUGGAGCUGCUGUCCGGGGAGAUGCUGCCCAGGGAGAGAGGAAGCAUGCUGGUGCACAAGAUGCAGAACAUCAAGAUCGCCCUGGACUUCAUGCAAAGACGCCAAAUCAAGCUGGUGAACAUCCGGAGCGAUGACAUCGCAGAGGGAAACCCCAAGCUCACCCUGGGGCUCAUCUGGACCAUCAUCCUUCACUUCCAGGUGUCCGACAUACAGGUGGGGGAGCAGCACCGGGACCUGGGCGCGAAGGAGCGCCUCUUGCUGUGGGUGCGUCGCGUUGUGCAGGAGUACCCGGACUUGCGCUGCGACAACUUCACGACUUCGUGGCGCGACGGCAGACUCUUCAACGCCAUCAUCCACCGCCACCGACCCGACCUCCUGGACAUGAAGAAGGUCUACCAGCAGAACAAUCAGCAGAACCUGGAGCAGGCCUUCAGCCUGGCCGAGCAGAACCUGCGAGUCCCACGCCUGCUUGACACCGAAGAUGUCGAUGUCAAAUCUCCUGAAGAGAAGUCGUUGGUGACAUACGUGGCCGCUCUUUACGAGGCCUUCCCGAAGAUCCCAGCGGAUGGCAUCACGAUCUACGAGGUCGACAAGAAAUGGAAGGAGUACGAAACCAAGAUCAGCUUCCUGCUCUCCUGGAUCAAGGAGAAGAUGCAGAAAGUGGAGAGCCAGGGCAGCACCAUGAGCCGAGAGGAGCUCAAGGAUUUCCAGAUUCUGUUGCUGCAGCUGAAGGAGAAAGACAUUCCCGGCAGAGAUGGGGAAAGAGCCAGCAUCGAGAAACUUUACAAGGCAUUGCAGGUUUGGAUCGAUUUUGGUCGCAUAAAGGUGACCCCUGGUCAGUCCCCGGCAGAUGUGGAAAAGGAACUGGGGAAGUUGGUCAAGGCCAUCCAAGCGGGAGAGACGAAGGCUCAGCAGGAAACCUCCAGGCUCGCCAAAUUCGCCGCUGCAUCUAAGCCUGCUGCUGGCCCCGUGGACGAGAUAAAAGUCAUCGAGGCACAGUCAGUGCAGGCACCGCUGAUGCAGUUCCAAGAGCAAGUAAAGAUCCCGGCCGACAUUGCGACCAAAGCCAAGGCGGCACAAGCGGAGGCCAAGGCGAAGGCUCAGCGAGAGGCCAAGGAGAGGGAAAGAGUUGACCAAGAAGCCAGGGCGUUGGCAGAAGCCAUAGGAAGAGAACAACUAGAAGCCAAGGCAAAGGAGGCGGAGGCUCGAGCCAAAGCCCAGGAGGAGGCAAAAGCAAAGGCAAAGGCUGAGCAGGAGGCAAAGGAAAAGGCCAAGGCCGAGGCUGCAGCAAAGGAGGCGCAAGCCAAGGAGGCGGCCGCUAAAGCCAAAGCUGAAGAAGAGGCAAGGGCCAAGGCAAAGGCUGAGCAGGAGGCGAAAGAAAGAGCCAAAGCUGAGGCGCAAGCCAAGGAGGCGGCCGCUAAAGCCAAAGCUGAAGAAGAGGCACGGGCCAAGGCAAAGGCUGAGCAGGAGGCGAAAGAAAGAGCCAAAGCUGAGGCGCAAGCCAAGGAGGCGGCCGCUAAAGCCAAAGCUGAGGAGGAGGCAAGGGCCAAGGCAAAGGCUGAGCAGGAGGCGAAAGAAAGAGCCAAAGCUGAGGCGCAAGCCAAGGAGGCGGCCGCUAAAGCCAAAGCUGAGGAGGAGGCAAGGGCCAAGGCAAAGGCUGAGCAGGAGGCAAAGGAAAAGGCUAAGGCCGAGGCUGCAGCAAAGGAGGAGCAAGCCAAGGAGGCGGAGGCUAAAGCCAAGGCCCAAGAGGAGGCCAGAGCAAAGGCGAAGGCAGAAGCUCUGGCUAAGGCGCAGGAAGAGGAAAAGGCCAGGUUGAUAGCUCAGCAGCAGACCAAGGUAAGGAUCCAAGCCGAUGCUGCAGCGAAGGCAUUAGCGGACUCCAUUGCCAAGCAGCAAGAGGAGGCCAAGGCCAAGGAGGCCGAGGCCAAGGAAAGGGAAGCGGUGAAAGCGAAGGAAGCAGAAGAUGCCAGGCUGCGGGUGGAAGCGGAGGCGCGGGCGCUGGCAGAGUCCCUGAGCAAGGCCCAGGCUGAGGGGAAGGCCAAGGAGGCUGAGGCUAAAGCCCAGGCGGAGGCUGACCAAAAGCUUAACUUCAUCAAGGACCUCAUGGCCCUCAUGGAGGAAAAACAGAUGGAGAUUGAGAGUGCCGACUGGGGGAUAGACCUCUCCUCCGUGGGGGCCAACUUGCAGAGCCACAAGAAUCUCCACCAGGUCCUGGAGGGCCUGAACACCAAAGUUGUGGAGGCCCAGGCUUAUGAGAGUAAAGUUCCAGCAAGCCGUAAGAAGAAUUACACAGACAGUUUGGCAGCGCUAACGGCUACUUAUAAUAAAUCACUUGCCGCGUCAGGGGUUCGCUCCACACGACUGCAGGAGCUGCUCGCCUUCUUGGCUCCAGCUGAGGCCGAGCUGGCGUGGGCCAAGGGCCAGGAGACGGAGCAGCUGGAACGCGACUGGAGCGACAAGAACGCCGACAUGGAGGCUCAGAGGAAGAGCCUUGACGCAUCGCAGAAGAAGCUGAACGAAAAGCAACCCAUUUUUGCGGACAUCAAGAAGCUGGGAGAAAAGCUGUUGUCAGAUAAGCACCCUGCCAAGUCUACUAUUGAGGCUUCCCUCGAGGGGCUCGGCGCCCAGUGGGCCUGGCUGACGCAGCUCGGCGACUGUGCGGAAACUCACCUGCAAGAGAACGCUGCUUAUUUCCAGUUCUUCCGCGACGUGGACGACACCGGCAAGGAACUGAGCGCCGCGCGGGAUUCGCUGAACCAGGCGUACGCGUGCGACGCUUCCACCGACGUGCCACGCCUUGAGAGCCUGCUCCAGCAGACGCACACGGAGCAGCGCCUGGUGCCUCUGAAGGGGAAGGUGCACGAGCUGGUGGGAAGGUCCCAGUCGGUGCUCAAUCUAAAGCCACGAAGGCCCGGCCACCCCCUGAAGGGCCCUGUCACCAUCACGGCCAUCACAGACUACACGCAGCCUGAGCCACCGCGGUGCCCCUUGCAGGUGACGGUGAAGAAGGAUCAGGAGUACGAGCUGAAGGACAACUCGGACGCGACGCGGUGGCGCGUGGCAAGCGUCGGCAGGAAGGACGCGACCGUGCCCUCCGUGUGCUUCGUGCUGCCUUCGCCAAACCCAGACGCUUUGCAGGCCGCGGAGCGACUAAGACAGCAGCACAAGGAUCUGCUCGCAGCCUGGAACGGCAAGACGGCAGACCUGCGCAGCUUAUUGGCCUGGCACCACCUGCUGCAAUACACCAAGAUCAUCCGUGCUUGGGACCUUCCCACGCUGAAGAAGCUGGCACUGGGACAGAAGGAGGAGGCGCUGAAGGAGCUGGAGCGCCGUCGGCAGGCCUUCCUGGAGGAGCGCGCCGCCUCGCAGGCGCCUGGCGAUGCCGAGACGGCACAGGCCGAGGCGGAGGUGUCCACCUGCAAGCAGCACGUGGCACAGCUGGAGGCCAGCAUGCACAGCGGUGAGCAUCCUCUAGUGGCACAGCUAAAGGCCGGCAUGCACAGCGAGGAGCAGAGCGAGGCAGCGUGCGCUCGCUGCGUGGCGGCGCUGAGAGACCUCCGCAGGCGGCUGGGAGAGAAGGAGGAGCGCGUGGCGGCCGGGUGCCGUGGCGGCCUGCAGGGAGACCACGAGCAGCACAGCGGCGCUCGCGUCGCACAGCACGAGGAUCUGCAGAAGGAGCUGGAGGCGCUGGCCGGGGAGCUGGAGCAGCUGCAGCACGAGGGCGCCGCGCUGCUGGCUCUGAGCCCCGCGCCGCCCAGCAGCGGCGCCCUGCGCUCAGAGCUGCCGCUCGCCGCCCAGCAGAGGGAGCGCGCCGACGCCCUGCUGCUGCUGCUCGUCCAACGGUUGCGCGCCAUGGGAGAGGUGGUGAGCUCCAGCCGGGACUCCGAGCGCUGCCUCGGAGCCCUGGAGGUGAGACUGGCCCAGGAGCCCGCGGCUGUGAUGGACCCCGACGCCCUCAACGCCUCCGUCAGGAACCUCAAGGCCAUUGCCGCCGACGCGGCGGAGCCGCUGGGGACCGCGCUGGAUGCAGCCGGGGCGGCGCUGCAGCGAGCCGAGGGUGCGGACGGCCCCCUGGCGCAGGCGGCCGGGGGCCACGCGGACCCCGACCUCGCCUCCUACAGGGAGCGCGACGCUCGGCUCCGAGGCCGGGCCAAGCAGCUGCAGACGGAGCUCGCCGCCAGGCUGGGUGACCUGGAGGCACUGUCCAAGAAAACGGCUAAGUUCCAUGAGAUCCAUCUUUGGCUCAUGCAGCUGCUGGAGCGGAGUGGUGAGAAGCAGAAGGGGCUGCUAGCUGCAGAUAAACCGGACUCCCAGAGCGUCACUCUGCUGCUGGAACAACAAAAGGCGCUGGUUGACGAGCUGGAGAAAGCGCAAAACAAGGUGGAUGAGUGCAGGAAGAGUGCAGAAGAAUGUGCAUCCCACGUGCAGAAAUACGACACGAGAGUGUCGACGUAUCGGACUUCCGUCGAGAAGCAGCUGAAAACACCGGCGCAGUGGCCAGCGGGCUCAAACGUGGCCGAAGAUUUGAACAAAGCGAGGUCAGACCUGGUGGGCAGAUACGGCACAAUACUGGGCCACGCCAAGCAGCAAGUGGGCUUCCUGAGCGACGACCUCAAGCGCAUUCAAGACGCUGAACAGGCUACAGCACAGCUGAACAGUCAGAGUCAAGAGGAGAAACUUGAAGAGACAUUGAAGAAUGCAAAAGUACCGCAGACUUUCAAAGGCCGCAACUGGACAAUAUGGGAACUCCUACACUCAAAUUACUUCACUGAUGAAGAGAAGAAAAUGUUCCUGGUUGACUUCCAGUCUGGGAAAAGAACAAUGGAUGAGUAUUACAUCUACAUCAUUCAGUUCCUGCAACAAAAGGAGAAGCAGCGUAAGAAAAAAGAGAUAACAUUCAAUGGCCUUCGCCAGGAAGUUACACUUGAAGAGCUCGUAGAAUCUGAAAUCAUCGACGAAAACACAGCCGAGCAGCUCAUAGAAGGGACAAAGUCAGUGACUGACGUUUCACCGUCCAUUGAAAGAUAUCUAGGGGGUGGCAGAAGCAUCGCAGGACUCUAUGUCGAAGCCACAAAAGAAAAAAUGCCAAUAGAUGCGGCAAUAAAGAAGAACCUGCUCACUCUGGGGACGGGAAUGGUAUUGCUGGAGGCUCAAGCAGCGACGGGUUCUAUGAUUGAUCCACUCAACAAUACGAAGCUGUCUGUAGAUGAAGCUGUCCAGAAGGGCCUUGUGAGUCCAGAAUAUCAAGAGAAACUAAGGUUGGCAGAGCGCGCAGUCACGGGUUACACGGACCCGAUCACGAAAAAAACCAUCUCGUUAUUUGAAGCGAUGGAGAAGGAAAUUAUUUUGAAGCAACAUGGAAUCCGUAUUCUUGAAGCUCAAAUUGCCACGGGAGGAAUAAUUGAUCCCCAGAACAGCCACAGACUUCCUAUUGAGGUCGCCUACAAAAGGGGCCUCUUUGAUAAAACAUUGCAUGCCGCUUUAUUGGAUCCGAGUGAUGACACGAAGGGAUUCUUUGAUCCAAACACGACCAAAAAUCUUACGUACUUGCAGCUCAUGAAAACUUGCAUAACAGAUCCAGACACAGGCCUAUGUCUGCUUCCACUCAAAGUCCAUGAAGUCAAAGAUGUUGGAGACAAGGCCACCCUCGAAGCAGUGGUACAGGGGACCGAGCAGCAGCUCCAGACUGCCACACAUGAAAGCAUUAAAGAAACACUAAAGACAACCAAUGUGGAUAUAACAAUAAAAGGCUCACCCGUAAAGAAAAUGACUUUGGAAGAGAUAUUUGCAAGUGACCUGAUCUCAGAUGAAGACAAAGACAGAUUAAUGAAAGAUUUCACAUCGGGUAAGAUCACGAUUCAAGAGUGGAUUCGGCUGAUUAUAAUGUUCAUUAAAAGACGAGAAGACCAGAAGGCUAGAGAAGAGGCAGCCAAGGAGAAAGUUGAAGAUGCCGUUGCACCUGUUCCUGCUCAGAAAUUAGAACAUGCGGUUAUAUCGGAAAAGCAGCUUUCGGAAAACUUCCAGAAAGCAACAGUUGAACUUCCUUUUGGAGGGCACGGAGACAAAAAGUUCUCAGUCGCAGAAAUCUUCCAAAGUGGUAUGAUUGAUGAAGACAACAAGAAGAAAUUGGUGGAGGACUAUAAGUCAGGAAAGAUUACAUUCGAACAACUGAUACUUUACAUCAUUGAGAUAAUCCAAGUCAAGAGAAAACCACAAAAAUAUGAAUCGGCUCCAAUUCCAGAGCCUGCAGAGCAACAGAUAGCUGAGAGUCUUAAAACCACAAUUGACAUUCACUUCGGAAGAUUUGCUGGGAAGAAGCCAUCCAUUGAAGAUAUAUUCAAAAGUGGAUUGGUCAAUGAAGGACAGAAAAAGCAACUUUUAGAGGACUACAAGCUUGGGAAUAUCACCAUGGAGCAAUUAAUAAUGUACAUUGUGCAAAUAAUUCAGCAAGCUGAGGCGAGUCAACGAAAGCCAGAAAAACAAACAGACAAAACCAUCCCACAAACUGAGCUGAGGCCAGACGUACCUACACCAGCAGUUGGGAUUCCGCAAAAGGAGGGUCCGCACAUUUCCUCUGAAGAACUGGCCGUGGAGAAUCUAAAAAAGACAACUUUGGACUUACCAUUUGGAAGUUUAGCUGGCAAAAAGUACACAUUGCAAGAGAUAUUUGAGGGGGAUCUCAUUGAUAAGCACAAGAAGGACCAGCUGAUGAGAGACUACAAGUCUGGAAAAAUUUCACUGGAGGAGCUAAUGAUAUUUAUCAUUGAAAUAAUUCGUCUGAAAGAAAGGGAAAAGACAAAGAAGUCCAUCACAUUCCAUGGUAUUCGCACUGAUGUGACAGUCGAUGAUCUGGUCAAAUCUGGUUUGCUGAAAGAAGACGUUGCCAAUCAGCUUGCAGAUGGUCUUAUUACACAGGAUGAAGUUCAAAAGCAAGUUGGAGGUUAUCUCGGGGGUAGUAGUGCAAUUGCAGGUCUGUAUGUUGAGGGAACAAAGGAAACGAUGUCUCUGUAUGAUGGCUUCAAGAAAAAUUUGAUCAAAACUGGAACGGGGCUUGUAUUGUUAGAAGCACAAGCAGCUAGUGGAUUUAUCAUAGACCCAGUGAAGAAUGAGAAAUUGUCUGUUGAAGAAGCUGUUCAGAAAGGAGUCGUGGGUCCAGAAUACAAAGACAAGCUUCUUUCUGCAGAGCGUGCAGUGACAGGAUACAAGGAUAAAUUCUCUGGUGCAACAUUUUCUGUGUUUCAGGCCAUGAAAAAUAAAUUGAUUUUAAAACAACAUGGAAUUCGACUCCUUGAAGCCCAGAUUGCUACAGGAGGCAUCAUCGACCCCCAGGCCAGCCAUAGACUUCCCGUGGAAGCGGCGUACAAGAGAGGACUCUUUGAUGAGGAAAUGAACCAGAUAUUAUCUGAUCCCAGCGAUGACACCAAAGGCUUUUUUGAUCCCAACACAGAAGAAAAUCUGACGUACAUGGAACAAAUGCAGCGUUGCAUCAUCGACCCAAACACCGGUCUCACUCUCCUUCCAAUCAAAGAGAAAAAAGGAAAGAGACCAGAGAAGAAGGUUCCCACCCAGAAAGAAGUUGCCAAGGCCACAGAUGACGCUCAAAAACUUGCGGCUGCACCGGUGCCCAAAGCUGAGAAGCAAGAAGAUGUGGAGGCCCUCAAAAAGACGACAGUUAACAUCCAGCUCGGGAGAUUUGCUGGUAAAAACCCAUCCCUCGAUGAGCUGUUACAAAGCAGUUUGAUUCCAGAAGAAAAGAGAAAUAAAUUGUUGGAGGAUUAUAAGUCAGGCAGGAUAAGCAGAGACCAACUCAUUUUGUACAUAAUUGAAUUCAUUACUGAAAGUGAACAGCAGAAACCAAUUGAUGAGCCAGUUCUAAAAGCAGCAGAAAAGGUGGAGAGUGACCUACCUGAUAGCAUACCACUAAAGCCAACACAGGUCCCUGAAGGAGCAUUGUUAUCAGAUCAGCAAGCAGUUGAAACCUUGAGGAAAACGAACGUUGACUUGCCAUUUGGGAAAUUUGCUGGUAAAAAAUAUACAUUGCAAGACAUCUUUGACAGUGACCUCAUAGACAAAAAGAACAAAGAAUGGUUAUUGAUGGACUUCAAAGCCGGCAAAAUACCCAAAGAACAAUUGAUUGUCUUGAUUAUUGAUAUAAUUCAACAGAAGGAAAAGAAGAAGGAUGUUGCCAAGGCCACAGGUGACGCUCAAAAACUUGCAGCUGCACCAGUGCCCAAAGCUGAGAAGCAGAAAGAUGUGGAGGCCCUCAAAAAGACGACAGUUAACGUCCAGCUUGGGAGAUUUGCUGGUAAAAAUCCAUCCCUCGAUGAGCUGUUACAAAGCGGCUUGAUUGGAGAAGAAAAUAAAAACAAGUUGCUGGAAGAUUACAAAUCGGGCAGGAUAAGCAAAGACCAACUCAUUUUGUACAUUAUUGAAUUCAUUACAACAGCUGAGAGUGAACAGCACAAACCAAAAGAGGCAAGUGAGGAGCCAGUCCUAAAAGCAGCUGAAACGGUACAGAGCGUUCUACCUGAUGGUGUGCCUCUAAAGCCAACAACAGUUCCGGCAGAAGACCUGCAGGCCAUUGAAUGGUUGAAGAAAAAAACUGUUGAUUUGCCAUUUGGAAAGUUUGCUGGAAAAAAAUACACAUUACAGGACAUUUUUGACAGUGACCUUGUAGAUGAAGACAAGAAAAAACAGUUGAUGGUGGACUAUAAAACUGGAAAAAUUACCCUUGAACAGCUGAUGUUAUUGAUCAUCGAAAUAAUUCAUCUAAAUGAAAGGGAAAAGACAAAGAAGGCCAUCACAUUCCAUGGUAUUCGCACUGAUGUGACAGUCGAUAAUCUGGUCAAAUCUGGUUUGCUGAAAGAAGACGUUGCCAAUCAGCUUGCAGAUGGUCUCAUUACACAGGAUGAAGUUCAAAAGCAAGUUGGAGGUUAUCUCGGGGGUAGUAGUGCAAUUGCAGGUCUGUAUGUUGAGGGAACAAAGGAAACGAUGUCUCUAUAUGAUGGCUUCAAGAAAAAUUUGAUCAAAACUGGAACGGGGCUUGUAUUGUUAGAAGCACAAGCAGCUAGUGGAUUUAUCAUAGACCCAGUGAAGAAUGAGAAAUUGUCUGUUGAAGAAGCUGUUCAGAAAGGAGUCGUGGGUCCAGAAUACAAAGACAAGCUUCUUUCUGCAGAGCGUGCAGUGACAGGAUACAAGGAUAAAUUCUCUGGUGCAACAUUUUCUGUGUUUCAGGCCAUGAAAAAUAAAUUGAUUUUAAAACAACAUGGAAUUCGACUCCUUGAAGCCCAGAUUGCUACAGGAGGCAUCAUUGACCCUCAGGCCAGCCAUAGACUUCCCGUGGAAGUGGCGUACAAGAGAGGACUCUUUGAUGAGGAAAUGAACCAGAUAUUAUCUGACCCCAGCGAUGACACCAAAGGCUUUUUUGAUCCCAACACAGAAGAAAAUCUGACGUACAUGGAACAAAUGCAGCGUUGCAUCAUAGACCCAGACACCGGUCUCACUCUCCUUCCAAUAAAAGAGAAAAAAGGAAAGGGACCAGAGAAGAAGGUUACCACCCAGAAAGAAGUUGCCAAGGCCACAGAUGACGCUCAAAAACUUGCAGCUGCACCAGUGCCCAAAGCUGAAAAGCAGGAAGACGUGAAGGCUCUCAAAAAGACGACAGUUAACAUCCAGGUUGGGAGAUUUGCUGGAAAAAAUCCAUCACUAAAUGAGCUGUUCCAAAGCGGUUUGAUUGCAGAAGAAAAGAGAAAUAAAUUGUUGGAGGAUUAUAAGUCAGGCAAGAUAAGCAAAGACCAACUCAUUUUGUACAUAAUUGAAUUCAUUACAACAGCUGAGAGUGAACAGUACAAACCAGAAAAGUCAAGUGAGGAGCCAGUUCUAAAAGCAGCUGAAACGAUACAGAGCGUUUUACCUGAUAGUGUGCCACUAAAGCCAACAACAGUUCCGGCAGAAGAACUGCAGGCCAUUGAACGGUUGAAGAAAAAAACUGUUGAUUUGCCAUUUGGAAAGUUUGCUGGAAAAAAAUACACAUUACAGGACAUUUUUGACAGUGACCUUGUAGAUGAAGACAAGAAAAAACAGUUGAUGGUGGACUAUAAAACUGGAAAAAUUACCCUUGAACAGCUGAUGUUAUUGAUCAUCGAAAUAAUUCGUCUAAAUGAAAGGGAAAGAACAAAGAAGGCCAUCACAUUCCAUGGUAUUCGCACUGAUGUGACAGUCGAUAAUCUGGUCAAAUCAGGAGUGCUCAAGGAAGAUGUUGCCAAUCAGCUUGCAGAUGGUCUCAUUACAAAAGACGACGUUCAAAAGCAAGUCAGAAAGUAUCUUGGAGGCAGUAAUGCCAUUGCAGGUUUAUACAUUGAGAAAACUAAAGAAACGAUGUCUCUGUACGAUGGCUUAAAGAAAAAGUUGAUCAAACUUGGAACAGGGCUUGUAUUGUUAGAAGCACAAGCAGCUAGUGGCUUCAUCAUAGAUCCAGUGAAAGAUCAGAAAUUGUCCGUUGAAGAAGCUGUUCAAAAAGGAGUCGUGGGUCGAGAGUACCAAGAUAAACUUCUCUCUGCAGAGCGCGCAGUGACCGGAUACAAGGAUCCCUUUUCCAAAGAGAAAUUGUCCUUGUUUCAGGCAAUGAAAAAAGAACUAAUAUUAAAAGCCCACGGAAUUCGACUCCUUGAAGCCCAGAUCGCCACAGGAGGCAUCAUUGACCCUCAGGCCAGCCAUAGACUUCCCGUGGAAGCGGCAUACAAGAGAGGACUCUUUGAUGAGGAAAUGAACCAGAUAUUAUCUGAUCCCAGCGAUGACACCAAAGGCUUUUUUGAUCCCAACACAGAAGAAAAUCUGACGUACAUGGAACAAAUGCAGCGUUGCAUCAUCGACCCAGACACCGGUCUCACUCUCCUUCCAAUCAAAGAGAAAAAAGGAAAGGGACCAGAGAAGAAGGUUCCCACCCAGAAAGAAGUUGCCAAGGCCACAGAUGACGCUCAAAAACUUGCAGCUGCACCGGUGCCCAAAGCUGAGAAGCAAGAAGAUGUGAAGGCUCUCAAAAAGACGACAGUUAACAUCCAGGUUGGGAGAUUUGCUGGAAAAAAUCCAUCACUAAAUGAGCUGUUACAAAGCGGUUUGAUAGCAGAAGAAAAGAGAAAUAAAUUGUUGGAGGAUUAUAAGUCAGGCAGGAUAAGCAAAGACCAACUCAUUUUGUACAUAAUUGAAUUCAUUACAACAGCUGAGAGUGAACAGUAUAAACCAGCAAAGUCAAGUGAGGAACCAGUUCUAAAAGCAGCUGAAACGGUACAGAGCGUUCUACCUGAUAGUGUGCCUCUAAAGCCAACAACAGUUCCGGCAGAAGAACUGCAGGCCAUUGAACGGUUGAAGAAAAAAACUGUUGAUUUGCCAUUUGGAAAGUUUGCUGGAAAAAAAUACACAUUACAGGACAUUUUUGACAGUGACCUUGUAGAUGAAGACAAGAAAAAACAGUUGAUGGUAGACUAUAAAACUGGAAAAAUUACCCUUGAACAGCUGAUGUUUUUGAUCAUCGAAAUAAUUCAUCUAAAUGAAAGGGAAAAGACAAAGAAGGCCAUCACAUUCCAUGGUAUUCGCACUGAUGUGACAGUCGAUAAUCUGGUCAAAUCAGGAGUGCUCAAGGAAGAUGUUGCCAAUCAGCUUGCAGAUGGUCUCAUUACAAAGGACGACGUUCAAAAGCAAGUCAGAAAGUAUCUUGGAGGCAGUAAUGCCAUUGCAGGUUUAUACAUUGAGAAAACUAAAGAAACGAUGUCUCUGUACGAUGGCUUAAAGAAAAAGUUGAUCAAACUGGGAACAGGGCUUGUAUUGUUAGAAGCACAAGCAGCUAGUGGCUUCAUCAUAGAUCCGGUGAAAGAUCAGAAAUUGUCCGUUGAAGAAGCUGUUCAGAAAGGAGUCGUGGGUCGAGAGUACCAAGAUAAACUUCUCUCUGCAGAGCGCGCAGUGACAGGAUACAAGGAUCCCUUUUCCAAAGAGACAUUGUCCUUGUUUCAGGCGAUGAAAAAAGAACUAAUAUUAAAAGCCCACGGAAUUCGACUCCUUGAAGCCCAGAUCGCCACAGGAGGCAUCAUUGACCCUCAGGCCAGCCAUAGACUUCCCGUGGAAGCGGCGUACAAGAGAGGACUCUUUGAUGAGGAAAUGAACCAGAUAUUAUCUGACCCCAGCGAUGACACCAAAGGCUUUUUUGAUCCCAACACAGAAGAAAAUCUGACAUACAUGGAGCAAAUGCAGCGUUGCAUCAUCGACCCAGACACAGGUCUCACUCUCCUUCCAAUCAAAGAGAAAAAAGGAAAGGGACCAGAGAAGAAGGUUCCCACCCAGAAAGAAGUUGCCAAAGCCACAGACGACGCUCAAAAACUUGCAGCUGCACCAGUCCCCAAAGCUGAAAAGCAGGAAGACGUGGAGGCCCUCAAAAAGAUGACAGUUAGCAUCCAGGUUGGGAGAUUUGCUGGAAAAAAACCAUCACUAGAUGAGCUGUUACAAAGCGGCUUGAUUGCAGAAGAAAAUAAAAACAAGUUGCUGGAAGAUUACAAGUCUGGAAAGAUUAGCAAAGAUCAACUAAUUUUGUACAUAAUUGAAUUCAUUACAACAGCUGAAAGUGAACAGCAGAAACCAAAACAGAAACGUCCUGCUCGGAAUGAAGCUGAAUCCCUGUCGCCUCAUGUCGAAGAUCCAGCGAAACUUGUAAAGACAACAGUUGAUAUAAAUUUUGGAAGGUUUGCUGGCAAAAAUCCUUCACUUGAUGAUAUUUUCCUAAGUGGCUUGAUUGCAGAUGAAAAGAAAAAUAAACUUUUGGAGGACUACAAAUUGGGCAAAAUAAAUAAGGAACAACUGAUACUGUAUAUCAUUGAGAUAAUUCAGAAUGCUGAAGAUGUGCAAGACAAAGCACUGAAGGCUUCCCAGCAGCCAGUGCGACAGCAAGAAAGGACUCCACAAAAAGUGGAGCAUGGAAAACGUGUAACUACAAUUGCAGAUGAAAAGGUAUUAGAAGACUUAAAAAACAUGGCCGUUGAACUUCCGUUUGAACAAUUUGCUGGUAAGAAUGCCUCCCUGCUGGACGUGCUAGAUAGUGAUUUGGUGGAGAGUGACAAAAAGCAGCAAUUGAUAGAGGAUUACAAAUUAGGCAAAAUUACCCUGCAAGAGCUUUAUAUUUUAAUCAUAGAAAUUGUGCAGAGGAAGUCAAAGCCAGAAAAGAUUAAAGCCAAAACCACUGAUCCUGCCUCUCCACUGAAAGAGAUUGAGGUCACCAAGACUGUCGAGCCUUCCACUAAACUUGUGGCCAAAUCACCAAAGCAAGAUCUAUCAAUGAGCUUUGAGAAUACAACAGUUGAGCUACCAUUUGGAAUGUUCGCUGGAAAAAAAGCAUCCCUCAAAGACAUUUUUGAAAGUGACUUGAUUGAUGCCGACAAGAAAAAUGCAUUGACUGAAGAUUAUAGCUCUGGGAAAAUAACCCUAGAACAGUUGCUGUUCUUUGUGAUUGAGUAUGUGCAAGCUAAAGAGCUAGGCACACAGGAGAUGAAGAAAAAAUACCUUGAUGUAACCGAAAUCGAUACACCCGUGCAAAAACACACUCCACUUGUCACGAAGACAGUUGUAACAUCCACAAGAAAGGAGGGUGCAUCAGCAGAAACAACUGAAGCCUUGAAGCAGACAACAAUCGAUUUGCCUUUUGGAAAAUUUGCUGGGAAAAAUCCCUCACUUCAGGAGAUUUUGGAGAGUGACAUAAUUGAAGAUGACAAGAAGGAACAACUCAUGAAUGACUACACAUCUGGAAAAAUAACCCUUGAACAGCUCCUCUUCUUUAUCAUUGAGAUCAUCCAAGCCAAGGAAGGUGGUAAAGCAGGAGAAAAAGUAUUACUAAAACGUUUGCCCGAGGAAACGGGCAAACCAGCAUCAUCAUCCGUGACAUCAUUAGUUACCAAAACAGUCGUGACAACAACAAGAAGGGAAGGACUGUCUCCAGAACAAGAAGCUUUGGAGAGCCUGUCUAGAACAACAGUGAAACUGCCAAUUGGGAAGUAUUCUGAUAAAAGUAUGUCACUCCAGGAGAUUUUGGAUAGUGGUGAAAUUGAGGAUGCAAAGAAGAAGGAACUCAUAGACGAUUACAAGAUUGGUAAGAUCACGCUGGAGCAGCUGUUGGUCUUAAUCAUUGAAAUUAUCCAGGCAAAAGAACUUGGAGGGACUGGGCACAAAGUGGUUGUGAAGAAAGUCACUGCGGAAAAGCAAACUCCAGAAGAUAAUGGUGAAUCCAGUUCAAGUGCAACUCAAACUGUAAUCAAGAAGACGGUGGUGACGACAACCAGUAAGGCUGGUUCAUCUCCGGAAGAUGCACUGGAGACCCUGAAGAGAACAACCAUAGAUUUGCCAAUAGGAAAGUUUGCUGGGAAAAAGAUGUCGCUUCAGGAGAUCUUAGAUGGUGGAGAGAUUGAUGAAGACAAGAGGAAGGAGCUCAUGGAAGAUUACAAAAAAGGAAAAAUAAAUCUGGAACAGCUGCUUGUUUUCAUCAUUGAGAUUAUUCAGGCUAAAGAAAGUGGCACAGCACAGCCUAAAAUCGUGGUAAAAAAGAUGACAUCAGAACCGUCUGAUUCAGCAGAUGUGGAUGAGCCUACCUCUACAUCAAGAUCAGUGGUCACCAAAACAGUUGUGACAACUAGAAGACAAGAAGGACUAUCUCCAGAACAAGAGGCUUUGGAGAGCCUGUCUAGAACAACAGUGAAAUUGCCAAUUGGGAAGUAUUCUGAUAAAAGUAUGUCACUCCAGGAGAUUUUGGAUGGUGGUGAAAUUGAGGAUGCAAAGAAGAAGGAACUCAUAGACGAUUACAAGAUUGGUAAGAUCACACUGGAGCAGCUGUUGGUCUUAAUCAUUGAAAUUAUCCAGGCAAAAGAACUUGGAGGGACUGGGCACAAAGUGGUUGUGAAGAAAGUCACUGCGGAAAAGCAAACUCCAGAAGAUAAUGGUGAAUCCAGUUCAAGUGCAACUCAAACUAUCAUCAAGAAGACGGUGGUGACGACGACCAGUAAGGCUGGUUCAUCUCCGGAAGAAGCACUGGAGACCCUGAAGAGAACAACCAUAGAUUUGCCAAUAGGAAAGUUUGCUGGGAAAAAGAUGUCGCUUCAGGAGAUCUUAGAUGGUGGAGAGAUUGAUGAGGACAAGAGGAAGGAGCUCAUGGAAGAUUACAAAAAAGGAAAAAUAAAUCUGGAACAGCUGCUCGUUUUCAUCAUUGAGAUUAUUCAGGCUAAAGAAAGUGGCACAGCACAGCCUAAAAUCGUGGUAAAAAAGAUGACAUCAGAACCAUCUGAUUCAGCAGAUGUGGAUGAGCCUACCUCUACAUCAAGAUCAGUGGUCACCAAAACAGUUGUGACAACUAGAAGACAAGAAGGACUAUCUCCAGAACAAGAAGCUUUGGAGAGCCUGUCUAGAACAACAGUGAAACUGCCAAUUGGGAAGUAUUCUGAUAAAAGUAUGUCACUCCAGGAGAUUUUGGAUGGUGGUGAAAUUGAGGAUGCAAAGAAGAAGGAACUCAUAGACGAUUACAAGACUGGUAAGAUCACACUGGAGCAGCUGUUGGUCUUAAUCAUUGAAAUUAUCCAGGCAAAAGAACUUGGAGGGACUGGGCACAAAGUGGUUGUGAAGAAAGUCACAGCAGAAAAACAAACUCCAGAAGAUAAUGGUGAAUCCAGUUCAAGUGCAACUCAAACUGUCAUCAAGAAGACGGUGGUGACGACGACCAGCAAGGCUGGUUCAUCUCCUGAGGAAGAUGCAUUAGACACUUUGAAGAGAACAACCAUUGAUUUGCCAAUAGGAAAGUUUGCUGGGAAGAAGAUGUCGCUUCAGGAGAUCUUAGAUGGUGGAGAGAUUGAUGAGGACAAGAGGAAGGAGCUCAUGGAAGAUUACAAAAAAGGAAAAAUAAAUCUGGAACAGCUGCUUGUUUUCAUCAUUGAGAUUAUUCAGGCUAAAGAAAGUGGCACAGCACAGCCUAAAAUCGUGGUAAAAAAGAUGACAUCAGAACCAUCUGAUUCAGCAGAUGUGGAUGAGCCUACCUCUACAUCAAGAUCAGUGGUCACCAAAACAGUUGUGACAACUAGAAGACAAGAAGGACUAUCUCCAGAACAAGAGGCUUUGGAGAGCCUGUCUAGAACAACAGUGAAAUUGCCCAUUGGGAAGUAUUCUGAUAAAAGUAUGUCACUCCAGGAGAUUUUGGAUGGUGGUGAAAUUGAGGAUGCAAAGAGGAAGGAACUCAUAGACGAUUACAAGAUUGGUAAGAUCACACUGGAGCAGCUGUUGGUCUUAAUCAUUGAAAUUAUCCAGGCAAAAGAACUUGGAGGGACUGGGCACAAAGUGGUUGUGAAGAAAGUCACAGCAGAAAAACAAACUCCAGAAGAUAAUGGUGAAUCCAGUUCAAGUGCAACUCAAACUGUCAUCAAGAAGACGGUGGUGACGACGACCAGCAAGGCUGGUUCAUCUCCUGAGGAAGAUGCAUUAGACACUUUGAAGAGAACAACCAUUGAUUUGCCAAUAGGAAAGUUUGCUGGGAAGAAGAUGUCGCUUCAGGAGAUCUUAGAUGGUGGAGAGAUUGAUGAGGACAAGAGGAAGGAGCUCAUGGAAGAUUACAAAAAAGGAAAAAUAAAUCUGGAACAGCUGCUUGUUUUCAUCAUUGAUAUUAUUCAGGCUAAAGAAAGUGGCACAGCACAGCCUAAAAUCGUGGUAAAAAAGAUGACAUCAGAACCGUCUGAUUCAGCAGAUGUGGAUGAGCCUACCUCUACAUCAAGAUCAGUGGUCACCAAAACAGUUGUGACAACUAGAAGACAAGAAGGACUAUCUCCAGAACAAGAGGCUUUGGAGAGCCUGUCUAGAACAACAGUGAAAUUGCCAAUUGGGAAGUAUUCUGAUAAAAGUAUGUCACUCCAGGAGAUUUUGGAUGGUGGUGAAAUUGAGGAUGCAAAGAAGAAGGAACUCAUAGACGAUUACAAGAUUGGUAAGAUCACACUGGAGCAGCUGUUGGUCUUAAUCAUUGAAAUUAUCCAGGCAAAAGAACUUGGAGGGACUGGGCACAAAGUGGUUGUGAAGAAAGUCACUGCGGAAAAGCAAACUCCAGAAGAUAAUGGUGAAUCCAGUUCAAGUGAGUCGCAAACUGUCAUUAAGAAGACGGUGGUGACGACAACCAGAGCAGAUAGUUCAUCCCCAGAAGAUGCAUUAGAGACACUGAAGAGAACAACCAUUGAUUUGCCAAUUGGAAAGUUUGCUGGAAAAAAGAUGUCACUUCAAGAGAUAUUAGAUGGUGGGGAAAUUGACGAUAUGAAAAGGAAGGAACUCAUUGACAACUACAAAUCUGGCAAAAUUACCUUAGAACAGCUGCUUGUUUUUAUGAUUGAGUUUAUUCAAGCUAAAGGAAGCGGCGUGUCUGGGCCUAAAGUAACAGUGAAAAAAGUCACAGCUGAAAAAUCCAGUUCAUCAGAAAUAGAGGACCCUACCUCUCCAUCAAGGGUGGCAUCAGUCGUUACAAAAACAGUCGUGACAACAACAAGAAAAGAGGGUCUCUCUCCAGAACAAGAAGUUUUGGAAAGUCUUUCCAGGACUACCGUUAAGUUACCAGUUGGACGGUUUUCCAAUAAAAGUAUGUCACUCCAGGAUAUUUUAGACAGUGGAGAGAUUGAUGAUGUUAAAAGGCAAGAACUUAUAGAUAAUUACAAAACUGGAAAAAUUACUCUUCAGGAUCUUCUGGUUUACAUAAUUGAGAUAAUUCAGGCUAAGGAACUGGGGGAGACUGGGCAUAAAGUUGUGCUGAAGAAGGUAACUGCUGAAAAGUAUACUCCCGAAGAGACUGCCGACCCAAGGUCAACACAAACUGUUGUUAGGAAGACAGUGGUGACAACAACCAGAAAAGAUGAUUCAUCCACAGGGGAAGAUGUUAUGGAGAUGCUGAAGAGAACUACAGUUGAUUUACCUGUCGGAAGAUUUGCUGGGAAAAAGAUGACGAUCAUGGAUAUUUUGGAAAGUGGUUUAUUGGAAACAGAUGAAAAGCAGAAACUCUUGGACGACUAUAAAUCUGGAAAAAUUAACAUUCAAGACCUACUCAUGUCCAUCGUUCACAUUGUGCAGGAGAAAGAACUGGGGCAAACUGGCCAAAAAAUAUCAUUUAAAACAGUAACUGCCGAAAAACGUGUUUCAGAAACAGCACAAUAUACGCAUUCUGCCAGCGCAGAAGAAAAUGUUGAGCAGAGUCUUCAAAGGACAACAGUAACUUUACCCAUUGGGAAGUUUUCUGGCCAAAAGAUUUCCCUUCUUGAAGUUCUAGACAGUGGGGAAAUUGACGAAGAGAAGAAAACCCAGUUGAUUAACGAUUAUAAAUCUGGAAAAAUAAAUCUUGAGCAGCUGUUGCUAAUCAUCAUUGAAAUUAUUCAGACAAAAGAAAGUGGAGCCAAACAUAAGGUUAUGAUCAAGCAGAACACCCCAGAAUCACUUGCAAUGGGAGAGACAGAAAGUUCAUUAGCUGUGUCAAAACAAACUGUUGUCACGUCAACAGUUGUGCAAACAUCGAGUGUGCAGGGUGCGUCUCCACAGGAGAUUGUGGAACAUCUCAAGAAAACCUCAAUUGAUGUCUCUUUUGGAAGGUUUGCUGGCAAAAAGCCAUCAGUUCAGGACAUUUUAGACAGUGGGUUGAUAGAUCCUGGCAAGAAGCAGCAGCUGAUGAACGAUUUGAGGUCUGGAAAGAUAACAAUUGAGCAACUCCUGAUAAUAAUCAUUGAAAUUAUUCAUAAGAAGGAAGGAGAGCAGGUAUCUCGUGAAGAGCUGGCGGUGAAGAAAGUGCCAGCGGUUGUGGUCCAAGAAGCUAGGGACGAGCCCAGUGAUUCCAAGUCUGCCAGGAAAGUUUUAACAGUGGCACAAGUAGAAGCAGACUUAAAGUCUAUUUCAAUUGAGCUACCUUCAAAGACGUUUUCUAACAAAAAGGUAACUGUGCAGGAAUUGUUUGCCAGUGAUACCAUUGAAGAAAGCAAGAAAAAACAGCUCAUGGAAGAUUACAGAACAGGCAAAAUCACGCAGCAGCAGCUCAUUAUUUUGAUCAUUGAAAUAAUUACUAGCACAGGAAAGGGAAUUUCAUCGAAGGAGAAGUACGUUUUUUCAGAGGAGCAGGCAACACAAAACUUCAGUAACACUACAGUGGACGUACCAGUGGGGAAGUUUUCUGGUAAAAAGGUUACAAUUCAAGAACUCUUCCAGACCGAUCUCAUUGACAGUGAAAAGAAGAAGCAACUGAUCCAAGAUUACCGAUCGGGCAAAAUAACACUGCAAGUUCUCAUAAUCAUAAUUAUUGAGAUAAUUGAGAAAAGAGAGAAGGAAAUCAAAAAGUCACCAAUCACGUUUAAAGGAUUCAGGCGGCAAGUGACCAUAAGUGAGUUGAUGGACUCCGGACUAAUAAACGAGACGACCGCGAGCAAACUCAAAGAUGGCUCUGUGAGCGUGAAUGAAGUAAGUGAAUCGCUUAAAGUGUUCCUGGAGGGCACAAGCAGCAUCGCCGGCGUAUUUGUGGACCGCACCAAGGAGAUACUUUCCAUAUAUGCGGCCAUGAAACGAGGGCUUAUCAGACCUGGCACUGCUUUUGAGCUGCUUGAGGCACAGGCAGCCACGGGAUACAUAAUUGAUCCAGUCAAGAAACAAAAACUACUGGUUGAGGAAGCUAUCAAAUUGGGAGUUGUUGGAGAAGAAUUCAAGGACAAACUUCUCUCUGCCGAGCGUGCAGUCACGGGAUACAAAGAUCCGUACACAGAUCAGAAAAUAUCAAUAUUCCAAGCCAUGAAAAAGCAGAUGAUUGUGAAAAAUCAUGGAAUCCGACUACUGGAAGCGCAGAUUGCCACGGGAGGAAUCAUCGAUCCGCACGCGAGUCACAGAAUCCCUGUGGAGCUGGCGUACAAACGAGGCCUGUUCGAUGAAGAAAUGAAUCAAAUCUUGCUCGAUCCAAGUGAUGACACCAAGGGCUUCUUUGACCCCAACACCGAGGAGAAUCUGACAUACAUGGAACUUCUGCAACGCUGCUCUAAAGAUUCUUCUGGCCUCUAUCUCCUGAUGCUGAAAGACAAAAAGCCUGAACGCAAGAUGUCGUCCAAGUCGUCCGUACGCAAACGGAAAAUCAUAGUUGUCGACCCAGACACCGGCAAGGAAAUGACGGUGUACGAGGCCUACAUGAAGGGUCUCAUAGACCAGCCUACAUACCUACAGCUAUCGGCUCAAGAAAGCGAGUGGGAAGAGAUCACCAUCACAUCUUCAGAUGGCGUCACUACAUCGCUUCUGGUGGACAGAAAGUCGGGAAGACAGUUCAGUAUCGACGAGUCGCUGGCUGAAGGUGUCAUUAACGAACAGACUGUUCAGCUCUACAGAUCGGGAAAAAUGACGAUAUUUGAGCUCGGGGACCAGUUGUCCGGCACGUCAAGUGGCUCUCGUUCACGCUCCUCAUCCUUUGGAGCAUCCUCGGUUCCUGCAAGCCCUCAGGCAGGCUCAAAAGUGCCAUCGGUUCCCUGGAGUGACCCCACAGAGGAGACAGUGCCAAUUGGAGGCAUUUUGGAUCUUCAGAAGUUCGAGAAAAUCUCUAUUACUGAAGCCAUUCGCCGCAACCUUGUAGACACCAUCACGGGACAGAGGCUCUUAGAAGCCCAGGCUUGUACGGGUGGGAUCAUCAACCCAGCCACAGGAGGACGGUGCAGCAUCCCGGAAGCUGUAACCCAGGGACUCUUAGAUAAGUACAUGGCUGAUAAGCUAAAUCAAGCCAACAAAGCCUACCAUGGAUUUGAAGACCUGAGGACCAAGGCUAUAUUCCACACCGGCCAAGCCAUGAAGAAGGGCCUCCUGUUCCAGGAGGCAGGAACGCGCAUCUUUGAAGUGCAAUACCUCACCGGCGGCAUCAUCGACUCGGGAAAACCCGAGCGGAUUCAGCUCGACGAAGCGGUCGAGAAGGGCAUCGUGGACAACUACACCGCCAAGAAGAUCCGCGACGUCAAUUCACACCUCAAAUACCUGGUGUGCCCCAAAACCAAGGCGCGGAUCACGUUCAAAGACGCCCUGGACCGCUCCAUGACAGACGAGGAGACGGGCGUACGGUUGCUGGAGGCGUCGGGGCUGACGAGCCGUUACAGCGCCAGCACGCCGAGCUCGGGCUUCGGGUCACGCUCGGGCUCCCGCCCGGGGUCGCGCCGUGGAAGCUUCGACGCCACGGGAUCCGGGACGCCGUCCACCUUCCUCUCGCCAUCUUCGUACACCUCCACGAGCUUCAGCCGCCGCUGAGGCCUGACGUGGUCCCGUUUUCGAUUCGAUUUUUUUUGAAAGGUCCAAGAUUGGGGGAGUUUGUUCGAGGAAAUGCGGUGAAAGUGGUCAUGGGGAGAUGCGAUCUAGCUAAUGUGGCUUGUUUGUUUUAUUGCUUACAUUAGCACCGAAUGUCCGCGGGUUUGAAACUCUGCUUUGUUAGCUUGCACACCAAAUCGUGUACUUUCGAGUAUGGUUGGCCUUUUAAUUAAAACAAAAAAAUCAUUUUUAACGAGGUUGAAAGUUUACUCCAUAGAGAGUAAUACAAAUAUCAAUGUUGUGGGCAAAUUGUUGAGCAUGUUGCUUCCAGUAAUUUUUUGGAUUACCCUGUUAACUAUUUUUCGCUGUUCCAACUUUGUUGUUUUCCAGGCCAGGCUACAAAUUUAUAAGUGCUCACACUUUGUUUUGUUUGUUACGUAAGCAAAUGUCACCACUACAAACAUGCUUAGGCGAAAACGAGAUUGUAGGUUAUCAUUUUUACGUCUCUAUAUUUACAGAAAUGUGUCGUUGCUUUAGGAGUUUGCAUGCUUUUCAGAACCACGGAUAAAUGGUCACUUUCCCUUUAAAUGCUAAAUACGGAAACCUUGCGCGAUUUAAAUAACAUCACCUGUGGGCCAUAUGCAUGUAUCCUGGAUUACAUUUUCUUUCGCAAAGUUGGGGGUUUUGUUUUGUAAGUUUUGUUAUGCAUGUUAGAUUAAACGAUGGCAGUCUUUGAGUAUUUCUGCACAGUGGAAUAGUUUAUAGUAUUACAGCAUUGCACACAAAAGUGCUUUUGUAAACUUCCGUGCCUGCAUCUCCUUAACACGUUUAAUUUUGGCUCCUUGGCUAACUUGGUAGUCGUUCGCCAUUAGAAUGUAUUUUUAACAAACUAUAUAUACACUUCAGUUACCAAGGCUUUGGCAGUUGUGUUGUUGCUGUAUUUAAACAAAUUAGCCUUGAAGAUCUGACACUGAAUUGUUUAAAACAAAGAGCUGCUGAAAUGUAUUAAGAUGUAACAAAAAACGGUUUAAAACAGUUUGGAGACUAGUGGACUAAACCAAAGAAGAGUGUUUAGAUUUGUGAGCAUCGGUACAUUGCAAAAGUGCUGUUAUAAGUUUAGAGCGAUUUUAACCUGAAAAUGCUCAUGCUAUGUAGUGUUAAUAAAAUAGAAAAGGUUGUAAA